CAUCUGCAAAAAUGAAGCUGGUUCUUUUUGUGAAUCCACUCUUUGUUUGGUCUUCCUUUGCCCGAAAUAAAAUACCUUUAAAUGAAGGAACUAUAACAAUUACAUCUGAAGUACCUUUAACGAGUGAAACAACAACUAGAAUAACUACAACGACCGAAGGAGCUACAACUACAACUGAAAUACCUACGGCGACUGAAGAAACUAUAACAACUACAACUGGAACAACUAUAACUACCGAAGGAGCUACAACUACAACUGAAUUAUCUACAACGACUGGUGGAACUACAACAAGUACACCUGAAAUUACUACAACUACCGAAGGAGCUACAACUGCAACUGAAAUAUCUACAACGACUGGUGGAACUACAACAAGUACACCUGAAAUUACUACAACUACCGAAGGAGCUACAACUGCAACUGAAAUAUCUACAACGACUGGUGGAACUACAACAAGUACAACUGAAAUAACUACAACCACCGAAAGAGCUACAACUGCAACUGAAAUAUCUACAACGACUGGUGGAACUACAACAACUACAACUGAAGUGCCUUUAACGACUGAAGGAACUACAAGUGAAAUAACCCCAACUAUGGAUGCAAAUAUCAUAAAAAGAAGCAUCGAUGCCUCGAUAUAUCGAUAUAAUAAAUUAAAAACAUCAGUACAAGGUUUCCAGUGGAUCUAGCACUUCUUACUACUUUCCACAGGCGUCAUCCACUUGGAGUUGAAGGAGUAUGUAACUAAUACUAUAAUUUUUGUAUUCGAAUAAAAUUAGAGUAACACGUGAU
Molecule: messenger RNA, 786 nt
Organism: Sitophilus oryzae (rice weevil)
Lineage: Eukaryota; Metazoa; Arthropoda; Insecta; Coleoptera; Curculionidae
Product: integumentary mucin C.1-like
Exons: 2
Coding region: 12-683 (223 amino acids)
Source: RefSeq, a predicted model, not a curated record